Ipomoea triloba (trilobed morning glory) is the source of this 1455-nucleotide messenger RNA. Its product is annotated as protein SET DOMAIN GROUP 40. Lineage: Eukaryota; Viridiplantae; Streptophyta; Magnoliopsida; Solanales; Convolvulaceae. The record is from RefSeq and is a predicted model, not a curated record. The transcript has 6 exons. Gene Ontology annotation, molecular function: protein-lysine N-methyltransferase activity; protein binding. Gene Ontology annotation, biological process: peptidyl-lysine monomethylation. Bases 28 to 1425 code for a protein of 465 amino acids.
CCAUAGCCAGCACAAGUCGUGAGAAAGAUGGAAGAAGAAGAAGAACAAGUUAAUCUAAGAAGCUUUCUUCGAUGGGCGGCGGAGCAGGGGAUCACAGACUGUCCUUCAUCUUCCACCCAAUCGGGCUCUUGUAUGGGCCACUCUCUGCUCGUUUCCCAUUUCCCCGAAGCCGGAGGGAGAGGUUUAAUGGCGGCUCGCGAUCUUCGCAAAGGAGAUUUGAUUCUCAGAGUGCCGGCGGCGGCCUUGAUGACGACCGAGAGUCUGGCUGAGGAAGACGAAUCGCUCUCUCGUGCUCUGCGCAACCACACUUCACUCUCAUCUUCUCAGAAAUUGGGGGUUGCAUUGCUGAAUGAAGUCAACAAAGGGAAGAGUUCUUGGUGGUACACUUACUUGAAGCAAUUGCCAAGCAGCUAUGACACCCUUGCUGAUUUUGGUCAUUUUGAGAUACAAGCCUUGCAGGUGGAUGAUGCUAUCUGGGCUGCUGAAAAGGCUGUGCAAAAGGCUAAGAUGGAGCUUAAAGAAGCAAGUGUUCUAAUGGAUGAAAUCAAGCUUAGGCCCCAACUCAUGACCCUAAAGGCAUGGCUCUGGGCUUCUGCAACUAUAUUUUCGCGGACAAUGCAUAUAGAUUGGGAUAGCACUGGAUGCUUAUGCCCUGUGGGAGAUUUCUUCAACUAUGCUGCACCUGGAGGAGAAAACUCUGAAGAUCAGUUGUCUAGUGGGAAUGGCUCCCGGCUAAUUGAUGCCGGAUUUGAGGAGGACCUCACUGCUUAUUGCUUCUAUGCUAGAAGAAACUACAGAAAAGGGGAACAGGUUCUUCUAAGCUACGGGACCUACACAAAUUUGGAACUUCUUGAACACUAUGGGUUUCUGCUGCCCAAGAAUCCAAAUGACAAAGUGUUUAUUCCUAUGGAACCAGACAUGUAUCAGCUAAGUUCUUGGUCUAAUGAUUUGAUCUACAUUCAUGAAAACGGUAAGCCAUCGUUUGCCUUACUCUCCACCUUGCGACUAUGGGCAACCCCUCAGAACAAGCGGAGGUCCAUCAGGCAAUUUGUAUAUUCGGGAAAACAACUUUCAGCUGACAAUGAAGUCAAUGUAAUGGAGUGGGUUUCGAGGAAAUGUCGAGCUUUGUUGGACAACCUUCCAACAUCACUCGAACAGGACAAGCAGUUGCUCAGCAUCCUAGACGAAAUUCCAGAUUGUCAUAGAUCCAUGGAGAUUAAAGAAGUGCCACCAGAGUUGUGUGCUUUCUGUAAGAGCAAGAACAUGUGUGGUCAAGAAACUAGUGUUGUUGUAGCCAGGAAGAAGUCUUUUGCUAGAUGGAAAUUAGCUAUUGAGUGGAGACUAAACUUCAAAAGAAUACUUUGUGAUUGUAUUGCCUAUUGCACUAAGACAGCAGAUGAAAUUCUUGCUGACAAUAAUACAUGAGCAACAGGCUAUUAUAUGCUCUUUUGGACU